This is a messenger RNA of Morone saxatilis (striped sea-bass), 3333 nucleotides long. It is a transcript of the gene vwa7, whose product is annotated as von Willebrand factor A domain containing 7. NCBI's taxonomy places the organism in Eukaryota, Metazoa, Chordata, Actinopteri, Moronidae. The coding region runs from base 36 to 3101 and encodes 1021 amino acids. The record is from RefSeq and is a predicted model, not a curated record. The transcript has 16 exons.
GUAGGAUGUGACCUACUCACCACCUGCAGGACAUAAUGUCACAGGGCAGAGGGAAAAUUUGGGAAGGGAGUGGGAAGCAUAUGCAGUGGUUUAUUCUCGCUUAUCUUCUCCUCCUGGCUUUACCAUGCAUGGGCUUCCUCCCAAACUUUUGGUCUCGAGUGUUAACACUGUCCUGGAACUCACACACGCACCAGGACAUCACAGAGCAAUCUAUUCUCAAUGUCACCCUGGAGACUCUGAGGGGCACCAAAAAACACCAGGGAAACCAUGCAGAAGAACUGACCAGACUGGGCCGUGGCUUCUGGAGAGCUGUAGGAGAGGUGGUGAAGUCCAAUGCGGCCAUGGACUUCCUGAGCUCCACCAGGUCCGACCCGGUGUACCACUUUGAUUCAGAACACGUGGAGAGCGCCAUGGUGAUGUUACGUCAGUUCUGGGCUCAGACUCUGCUCUCAGUACGGGCGAAAGAGUACCAAAGUGCUCGCCACAGCUUGGGCCAGCUAUUUCACUCCUUGCAGGACUUCUACAGCCACAGUAACUGGGUUGAGAUGGGCCAGCGCUUAAUUUACCUCCACCUGCUGCAGCCAGAGGAGCCUGCCAUCCCCGUGGCUAACGAAGACACUCCUACCUGUAUGGAGUGCUUCAGCCUCACCUGUCGAGACAACCUUAUGCCAAGACUGACAAAAACACGGCAAGACUCCCAGCUGCUGACCACCGGCUACUUCAGCACUUUCCCUCAAAAACCUCAGGGCAAAUGUAGUCAUGGAGGUAUUCUGGACAGUAGCCGCUAUAUUGGGGCCAAAGGGGGCAUCAACAAGGACAGCACCUCACCUCUUUUUUCCCCUCACCAUUACCUCCAUGUGGAAGCGGCCACUUUGGCUACUGAGGCAACCCUGAGUGUGCUCAGAGACCUCAGAGACACUGUGGGCCAUAAAACCUUCCUCAGACUUUUCAGUGUGAAGCAGGUCCCUGCAUUGGUGUUUGUCAUGGACACCACAGGCAGCAUGUUUGAGGAGAUUACUGCCGCUCGCCUCCGGGCCCACUCCAUUAUCCAGAGCCGAGACAGCCACCCUGGGCAACCUGGCACCUUUCUACUUGUGCCCUUCCAUGACCCAGGGGUAGGACCAGUGUAUGAGACUGAUGACCCAAAUCAGUUUAUGCUGCAAAUGGAGAACCUGAUGGCUCUGGGAGGAGGAGACGAACCAGAGAUGUGCCUCUCUGCUAUCCAGCUGGCACUCACUCACAGUCCACCUCUGUCAGAGAUCUUCGUAUUCACUGAUGCUUCCCCUAAAGACGCCCACUUGUAUGAUGCAGUAAAGGCCCUCGCACUUGAGAAACAAAGCAAGGUGACGUUUCUCCUAACUGAAGACCCCAACUAUAUAACCGAGAGCAAGAGGAGUCCGAGGAGGAGGAGGAGGAGGAGGAGAACGAGUAAGGAACCCUUGUCCCCGGAUCGUUUCUCUCUCUACUCUUCCCUGUCCUCCGUGUCAGGAGGACUGACAAUAUUCACUACCAACUCUGACAUCCAAGAUGUCUCCACCAUAGUGGAGGAUAACACAGCAGCUGACAAGGUGACCCUCCUCCAUGUGGAAAGUGAUGAAAAGUUAAUGUCCUCCCAUUAUUUCAGAGUUGACAGCUCAGUAAGAAAUGUCACACUACACGUCACUGGCAACCUGAUAGAGUGCAUCCUUACCAGUCCGUCAGGCCAAAGCCAGUCUCUGUUGAGUGAGCAAGGCCCUCUGGCAGAGAUUGAGCACUUCAAGGGUCUGUACCGCAUUAGCCUGCUCUUUCCUAUACAGCCAGGUCAGUGGAAACUCCAAGCCAGGAGUGAUGGACAUCUCACUUUCAAUGUCAUAGGCGACAGUAGUGUGGAUUUCCUGUAUUACUUUGCCACUGUAACCAAUGAGACACAUCCAGGUCUGGCCAGAGUGGAGGGUAGUCCAGUAGCAGGCGUUCCUGCCUUUCUGGUGCUGGCUGUGACGGGCCUGGCUCUAGAUGAGGAAGCGUCUUUCAGUCAUGUGACGCUACUGGGAGCUGAUGGGGAGAGCCUCCAGCAGGUGAAGCUGAACUCUUCCUCCUCCUUCUCAUCUCUAUCAUCCUACUCUGUGGAGGAACUGGUGGGAUGGGUAGGUUCUGUUCCCAGAGACCCCUUCUGUGUUCGACUAACAGGCCGAGACAGCAGAGGAAACAAGCUGGAGAGGGUUUCCACAGAGAUGGUUCAGCCCACUCAUGUUCAGAUACAGGUUUUAUCUGUGCCCCGCCUGGUACCUGGUCACAGCACAAUGGUGGACUUUGACAUCCUGAACCAUGGCCCAACCCGACUCUUCAGUCUGACGGCUGAUGAUGACUGUGGAUAUGUUCAGAAGAGAGGACCUCAUAGUUUCCCUGUUGCAGAACAAGGAUCCUUCCGUGGUCAGGUGGACCUCCACACUCCUGCCACAGCUCAGGCCGGAGCAACUGUCACCCUUACACUCACUGUGCAUGCUCUUGACUUGCCAGACUCCAAUUACGCAGUGGCCUACUUGACUGUGGUCCCUCCGGAUCCUGACACGUUGCCACCAACCUGCUCUGCUGCUCAAGUACAGUCUACCUGUCUUUCCAUCUGCAAUGAGUCUAUCUGGAGUGUAUCUCUGGUCGUGUCAGACAGGGGGCGCUCUGGGCUCGCUGCCCUCCAGCUACAGAAGGGUGAAGGUGUUCUGACUUUAUUCCACAGCCCCCCACUUACAGAGGAAAGCCUGGUAGAGGCCCAGCCCGGACAAGACCAGCAAAAGACACAAAAGGACAAGACAACCAGUGGAGGCCACCACCAUCACCAUCCACACCACAAGGUCAGAUUAGAGAAAGGAGACCCCCCUUUGAAUGUAUCUGAAUGGGUACUGGGCUCAUCUCAGCCACUGUGGGUGAGGUACACAUCCAGCUGCUGCUCCGCCCAGGCAGAGCUGCUGGUGUGGGACACAGCUGGAAACAUGAAGCGUUGCCAUUUAACAUCUGGCCAGCAGAGGCAGCCAAGUGACUGGAGUACAGAAAGCAGUGGAGCUGGACGGAUUACGCUCACAGGUGUCCUUUUCUGGGCAUUGGGUCUGCUGUGGUCUUCUCUGCUGUAGAUCAAUGGGACUACAACUGUUUUGCAGGUCAAACUAAUCUACGUGUUGAUCACUGGAUUCCAGCAGCCAGCACAAGGAGCAACACAAAAAAAGAUAUGAAACUUGUUCUUUGUUGGAGGACAGAGACUGAAUAACAAAUGUAGUUUGAAGUCAGUCACUUAAUGUAAAGAACCAUGUAUUUCUUAAUUGCUGUAUAUGUGCUUGCUACUUUAAUUUUUGUAAAGAGGGUGCG